AUGGCCGUUUGUUCCCAGAUCCGGCUGCGCGGCCUCUCUGGAAGCCCCCGCGCCGCUGCAACCACGGAGGCCUUCACUCGAGGAAGGCAGGCCGCCGGUCUGCGCGCGAUGGUGGCCGUGGCGCUGGCGCUCCUCCUGGCCCGGUCGGCUGGGCUCGCGGGGGCACAGGCGCCCGCGCCGCAGAGCGCGAUGCGUGCCUCGGCCAGGGCGGUGCCGGCCAGCGCAGCUGCUGCCGCGGUGCCGCUGGACAAGGCGGCGCCAGCCAGCGCCGCCGCUGCCGUGGCGCCCGCCCCGGGCCGCGCGGGGCCGGCAGCCUUGGCGGCGCCUGCCGCCCAGGGGCCGCCGCCGCCAGCCGCCGCCGCUCCACUCGCCGCCGCUGCGACGGGGCGGCUGGCGGCGGCGCCUGGCGCCGCGGGAGCCCCGCCUGCAGCCCCAGUCGGCACGCCGGCGCUGGCAUCCCGGCCACAAGCCGCGCCUCCAGCGCUGGCAGCAGCAGGUGGCGAUCAGGCCAGCGAGAGGAGCUGGCUGGCGGCGAACUACCCGCAGACGUACCACAUGUGGCAGCUUGUAACCGCCGCCUCGAUCGUGAAGGUCCUCUGCAUGGUGGGCAACAUCAUGACGCAGGUCAGCCCUUACCCUCAGGUCAAGCGCUGGGCGAAGUACGGUUGCACUGGGGAGGUCGACGCUGCGCCUUACGUGUCCAUCGCCUUCGGCGGGUGGCAGUGGUGCUUCUACGGCACGUUUGCGUGGCUUCUUACUGGCCGCAGCGGCUUCCUCGUCCUGGUCCACUCGAACAGCCUCGGUGCACUGCUCGGCACCUACUACACCAUGACCUUCUAUUGCAAUUGUCGAAACGAGCGUGCGCUCAACACUCUUCACGUGUACUUUCUCGCAAUUGCUGGUUUGGUGUUUUUGCAGGUCUGCGGGAUGGUCUCUCUGGCGCCGGUCCGCGCUCUAUUCUUGAGUGGCAUGGUUGCGUCGGUCUGCAGCUUCAUCGGUGCGCUGUCCAUGCUUGUCUCCGUCCCGUCAGUCAUCGCCGCGAAGGACAGCAGCCACAUCCCAGGCCCGCUCGUAAUCGCGAACUUCUGCUCUGCCAUCUUCUGGUGCAUCUGCGGCUGGAUGCUGGAGGAUCCGCUGAUCACUGGCCCAAACGUGGCCUCGUGCCUUUCCAGCGGGCUCUGCCUGUGGCUGAAGUACUGCAUGUUCCCUGCUGCAGAGGCCUGCGACGGGGACGGCGAGGAGAUGCCGCUGGCCUCGGCUGGCAAGGAGAAUCUCAUGGAGCCCAGCUGCGGGACUUUCGCAACCAAGGAGAUGAUGUCGUUCGGGGCCAAGGCCGCGGAGGCCGAGCUUGCCUGCGCUGGCCCGGCGGAUGCCUGGGCGCCCGGGGCGGCGCCCGGUGCGGAGGCGCUCCGCGCGGGCGGCACCGGCGGGACGAGCUGA
Messenger RNA from Prorocentrum cordatum, 1440 nucleotides. Lineage: Eukaryota; Dinophyceae; Prorocentrales; Prorocentraceae. The record is from the annotation of a GenBank genome assembly.